Vitis riparia (riverbank grape) is the source of this 3218-nucleotide messenger RNA. RefSeq names its product putative phospholipid:diacylglycerol acyltransferase 2. Gene Ontology annotation, biological process: lipid metabolic process. The coding region runs from base 772 to 2838 and encodes 688 amino acids. The transcript is spliced from 6 exons. Gene Ontology annotation, cellular component: cytoplasm. The record is from RefSeq and is a predicted model, not a curated record. Lineage: Eukaryota; Viridiplantae; Streptophyta; Magnoliopsida; Vitales; Vitaceae.
CUCCAACUAGCUACCACCAGAGAGUCGUAUGCAAUUUGGGUAUCUGUGUUUUUCGUAGUGUGUGCAAAAUUUCCGAUGAUUGGGGGGCUGCAGACCACCACUAGCUGGCUGAGCCCCACUUUGGAUCCUCCAUGUCCCUUUCUCUCCCUUAACCAUGCCAUACACCCCUUUUUCUUUCUCCAUUCCUCGGGACUUUAUCAUUUCAGACAAAACUCCACAAAGGGUUUGCAAUUUUCUGCACUCUGAUCCUCUUUUCUCGGUCUCAGACGAAAGGAAGAUAAAGGGAGUAAAAGCGACACGCACGUGAGAGUGAAAGGCACCAGUCCCCUAUAUAAAGCAUAUUUUAGACACGUCCGCAAGGCUAUGGUGACAAGUGCUCAAGUCUUGCAUGUAAACAAAAGGACAAGUGUCGUGGUGUGCAACCGUAAACCUUGGCUUUGGAGUCUGCCCCUUGUUUCAUACCCACAGCAGGUAGAGAUCCAAAGCCCCACUCACACACUACUUACACACUCUACAGCUAUGCUGGCUGUAGAAGAAGUUCAAUUUCUUCUCCAUUUUUUCAUGUGUUCGCUCCUGGUGCAAUCUCACAGAACCCAUAUCUUCUUCUUCACCACGUGUUCCUCCUUUUUGUGACGGGUACCCAGCCCAUACCUCGUGUUUUUGGCAGUAUAAUCCACUGCCAUUGCUCUCCAUCUCUCAAUCCCUCAUUUUCCUUUAUGGGUUCUUCUUCUUCUUCUUUCUUUUGAUAGAUUUUGAGUGGCUGGGUCUAUAAUGGCUUCAAUUCUCCGAUUUCGAAAGCUAUGCUAUGUGGAGCCCGUGAAGUGUUCGUCACUGGGGUUUGAAUCAUUUGAGACCCCAAAGAUUGAGAAGAAAGAUGAUGAGGGUGCAGUGAAGGCUGUUGAGAGUACUGUUGGGGAGAAGCAGAAGAAGAAAAUCAGCAAUAGGCAGCCAAGAGAAUGGAGGUGUAUGGAUUACUGUUUCUUGACAGUUGGAUACAUGUGUACUGCCUGGUGGCUUCUCUUGUUUCUGUACCACUGUUUGCCAGCUGCUCUGCCUGGCUUUCAGGUCCCGGAAGCCCCCGGUGCGCGGCUUAGGCGCGAGGGCUUAACCGCCCUUCACCCGGUUGUUUUGGUGCCCGGCAUUGUCACCGGUGGCUUAGAGCUUUGGGAAGGUCGACCUUGUUCUGAGGGCCUAUUCCGGAAGCGACUUUGGGGUGGCAGCUUCACUGAAAUAUUCAAGAGGCCUUUGUGCUGGUUAGAGCAUCUGACCCUGCACAACCAAACAGGGCUUGACCCACCAGGCAUUCGUGUCCGAGCAGUUCCAGGGCUGGUUGCGGCUGACUAUUUUGCUCCUGGGUACUUUGUCUGGGCUGUACUUAUCGAGAAUUUGGCACGAAUUGGUUAUGAGGGGAAGAAUUUGUAUAUGGCUGCUUAUGAUUGGAGACUCUCUUUCCAGAAUACAGAGAUCCGGGACCAAGCUCUUAGUAGGUUGAAGAGUAAAAUUGAGCUUAUGUUUGUAACCAAUGGAAAUAAGAAAGUGGUGGUGGUGCCUCAUUCAAUGGGAGUUAUCUAUUUCUUCCACUUCUUAAAAUGGGUUGAAUCCCCUCCUCCUAUGGGAGGUGGUGGCGGAACGGGUUGGUGUGCCAAGCACAUCAAAGCGAUCAUGAACAUUGGCCCACCAUUUCUUGGUGUUCCAAAGGCUGUCAGUAAUAUAUUCUCUGCCGAGGCCAAAGACGUUGCUUUUGUGAGAUCCAUGGAUCCUGGUGUUCUAGAUUCUGAGAUUCUUGGGCUUCAGACCCUUGAGCAUGUCAUGCGGGUCUGCCGAACUUGGGAUUCCAUCAUUUCCCUGAUCCCAAAAGGAGGAGAGACCAUCUGGGGCAACUUGGAUUGGUCUCCAGAAGAAGGGUAUAAUUGCGAUUUGGCAAAGAAAAGAUAUGCACAACCAUCCUUACUUGACAGUAAUGAUACCAACAGUGAUGGAAAGAUGGAGUUUCAAAUAAAAGAGUCUGUGAGGUAUGGAAGGAUAAUCUCUUUUGGAAAAGCAACAUCACAGUUACCUUCUUCCCAGCUCCCCAAUCUUGGUUCCAAGGAUUUUUUGCGCACAAGUAAUCCCACGAAAUUCAACUCAUUAUGCAGCGAGGUUUGGACUGAAUAUGAUGAGAUGAGCAGGGAUGGCAUCCGGAAAAUUGCAGAAAACAAAGCUUACACAGCUAGAACUUUUCUUGAUUUACUUCGCUUUGUAGCUCCGAAGAUGAUGCAACGUGCUGAGGCUCAGUUUUCUCAUGGAAUAGCUGAUAAUUUAGAUGAUCCUAAAUAUGCCCAUUAUAAGUACUGGUCCAAUCCACUGGAGACCAAGUUGCCUGAUGCCCCAGAUAUGGAAAUUUACUGUUUAUACGGUGUUGGACUUCCCACCGAAAGAUCAUAUGUGUACAAGCUUUCACCAACUGAUAGGUGCAAGAGCAUUCCUUUUCGGAUUGAUAGCUCAGCAGAAGGAAGUGAUGGUGGCUGCUUGAAGGGUGGGGUAUAUUUUGUAGAUGGCGAUGAGAGUGUUCCAGUGCUGAGUGCUGGGUUCAUGUGUGCCAAAGGGUGGAAAGGAAGAACCCGGUUCAACCCAUCUGGCAUUGCUACAUACGUAAGGGAGUACAGGCACAAGCCACCAGCAUCUCUGUUUGAGGGGAGGGGAGUAGAGAGUGGAGCUCAUGUUGACAUCAUGGGAAAUGUUGCGUUGAUUGAGGAUGUAUUGCGCGUUGCAGCUGGUGCCACCGGUGCAGAGAUGGGAGGUGAUAGGAUUUAUUCCGACCUAAUGAGAAUGUCGGACAGAAUAAAUCUUCGGCUGUGAGUACAUUGUUGUGAUAAUGUUGGAGAGCUUGACGACCAGGAUAAUUAACUGUCAUGAUCACCAUCAAAGGAGGCUGCUGGUGCUUAUGAGGCAGCCUUGCUUGUGAAAAGCGACAUCGCUGGAGUGAAGGAUAUGAGCUAAUUAGUAGGUUGAUCAUUGAGGAUCAUUCAUGGCUACAUUGCUACAUUGGCUUAAGAAGAAGACUCAGAGUAGAUAUCAAUUAGGCCAUCCUCUUCUCUUCUCAAAAUAGCAAUUUUCUGAGUUUCUGUAAUCAAAUAAUGAGCUUUUUUGUUUUUUUCUUGUUUUCCCAAGAACUCUAACCAAUAAUACUCGAAUUCAGAGGCGCUUUACAGCAUUACCUCAGGGAAAAUCUUGGUGAA